AUGAAAACAUCUCAUAUUGGACUUUAUCCUCAUUUGAUUAAUCCUGAUACUGGUCAUCCUGUAGGUGACUAUAUUACUUGGGGAGGUAUGGCUGAUAGCUUUUACGAAUAUAUCAUCAAACAAUAUGUAUUUUCCAAUGGACAAGAUACACAAAAGAAAGAAAUGGCGAUUCAAGCUGUACAAGGACUUCAAAAGUUUUUAUUACAAUCUCCCAAGGAUUAUGAUGAUAUCGCCUUUCUUGCUAACAUCAACAAUGGAAUCAUGACACCCCUUAUGGAUGAAUUGGCCUGUUUUGCUCCCUCAGUUUUACUACUCAGUGCUCGUUGGAUCGAAGAACUAGCAGAUGUAGAACAGGAUGCUGCCAAACUUUUACGAGGUUGUUAUAGAGCAUGGGCAUCUACACGUACAGGUAUUGCUCCUGAAGUAUUUGGUUGGAUUGACAAGAAUGGGAAUUCAGGAAUCAACUUGACUGAACGACAAUCACAAUUAUCACAACAAUUUGGUGUCUUUCCAGUUUAUCCUUCUUAUAUUCUUCGUCCUGAAACACUGGAAUCUCUCUUUUAUUUUUAUCAGACAACGGGUGAUAAACGAUAUCAAGAUAUGGCAUGGGAUAUCUUCAAUUCUCUUCAUACGUAUUGUCUCGCGAAUUCUGGAUUCUCUGGAAUAGACAAUGUAGAUGCUUUUUCACCAAAAUGGGAUGAUCGACAAGAAAGUUUCUUGUUUGCCGAAACAUUCAAGUAUCUGUAUCUGAUAUGGGAUGAACCGUUGAUCGGAUCUCGGUUCCCAUUGGAUCAAUGGGUAUUCAAUACCGAAGCUCAUCCUUUACGGAUCAUCACUCGUAGUAAUCCCACUCCCUUCUACUCUCGUGCAUGGCAUUGGCUCAAGGAUCAAUUUCAUUCUAUAUUUACCAUAGCUAGAAAUACUUUUAUGUUUUUUAUUUGA
This is a messenger RNA of Halteromyces radiatus, 942 nucleotides long. RefSeq names its product glycoside hydrolase. The coding region runs from base 1 to 942 and encodes 313 amino acids. Gene Ontology annotation, molecular function: calcium ion binding; mannosyl-oligosaccharide 1,2-alpha-mannosidase activity. The transcript has 3 exons. Lineage: Eukaryota; Fungi; Mucoromycota; Mucoromycetes; Mucorales; Cunninghamellaceae. The record is from RefSeq and is a predicted model, not a curated record. Gene Ontology annotation, cellular component: Golgi membrane; endoplasmic reticulum. Gene Ontology annotation, biological process: N-glycan processing; carbohydrate metabolic process.